CAGCUCGCCUUCAGUGAAGAGAAUAAACAGAACUGGAAGGUAUAAUUGUUACCUGAGCUCCACUACUUCACAGUAGAGAUUCCAGAGAAGGGACUCGUCAGUGGUCGGUACUGCAGAACACAAAGGCCCAGAAUACCCCAAGUUGCCAACAUCCACUCCGGCAAGUUCAGAGACAAGCAGAAGAAUGGUUAAAUCUUCCCAGUUAACAGGACUCCAGCAGAACCCCAGGAAGCACCAUCCAAAUCUCUCAUGCUUUUCCACCAUGGAACUUCGCUCAGGAUUCAUUGUGAGAAAGACCAGCCCUAAAUUGCAAAUGACCAUUGCAAGAUCACAGACAAUCAAGCAUUCAUCGAUAGCCAUCCAUAGACCGAUCGCAAUCAGUCCCAAGUCACAAAUGCCCAAAGAAAUGGAUCGAUCUACCAAGUUUUUUUCUGGACAACUCUUCCCUAAAGACUUUUCAGCAACAUACGUGGAGACCAAACGCUUUUACAUGACUACAGCCAACGGAAAACAUGUCAGUUUUGUUAGACAAAAUGAAGACUUAAAGAUGCAUGUCAAGCAUGAACCAUUUUUCAAGAAAGACGAGGUUCUCAUAGAAUUCUUCAAACCUCAAACUUCAUUCUCAUCAGGCAAGUCCAUUGUAGCCUUGAGCUGUAAAUUCACCAGUAAACUCUUCCUGUUACAUGCCAAUGGUUCUGAUGUCUCUCUUAAGCUCCAUAACCAGGAAAAGAACUGGGACAAGCAGUUUUUCAUUUUGCACCCAGAAGGCUCAGAGUUUUUCUUAUUUGAGUUUUUCACUAAGCGAGGAAGUUUUCUCUGUGCAAAGGCUCGCUUCCUUGAGCUUUGCCGAAAGUCUGAUAAUUCUAAUGACUUCAUGUUCAAGCUCACUAACUCUGAAUCCCCUUAACUCCAAAGACAUCAAGUUUGGCAGAGCAGGUGACCAAACUGAAACCAGAUGAGAAUGGGGGAGAAAGCUACACAACGUGAAAAGCAAGGAAAGCAUGUUUAGAUUGCUGGGGAGUUAGGUGCCCCAGUCUGACUCUUCUACUUACUUGAUUUGUCUUUCUUGAUCUUAGAAUUAAAGAGGUCCUGAUUCUCUGAGACUCAGAGAAAUUUGGGAUGAAAAGAAGCACCACACCCAAAAUUUCUCUGAUCCCUCAGAAGCAGGAUCUCUAGGACAGGUAGGAGUAGAAGGCAAGUCUGGUCUCUGGUUUUCCUCCAGAGUUUUGCACUUCGCUGGAGACUGGACUGGUUUUCAAGAGGUUUCAUUUAAAGGCCUCCUAAAUUCUAUGUGUUUCAUUCUAAAGAUGCUGCCUGACUGAAACACCAGGCUCAGAUUUUUCCCUUGUUCAAUAACACUAAAUGACAGUGAGUGAAGGAAAAACAUGGGGGCGGGGGUGGGUAUUCAAGGGGUAAAACUCAUACUGGGUGAGGGGGAGGUGGAAGAGAAUGGAGCUUGAAGAGGGUCUAGAAUUGCCAAUUUGGCGAAAGGGGCAGAGAGCAGAAUAAGGAUUCCCCCAAAAGACAACCUGGAUCUUGAGAUCUCCUCCAGAAUCAUCCUACACCUUAUGCUAACUCCUAUUCAUCACUGAGCACUGAGCACUUACUAUGUGGCAGAGCACUGUAGUAAGCACUUGGGGGAGUACAGUACAACAUAAAGAGAUGAAUUUAUUUGAGCCAUUCCUCUUUUUGGAAAGAGAUGGAGUAAAUACCCAGAAGGAGCUAUUGUAACAUACUUCAAUCAAUCAAUCAAUCGUAUUUAUUGAGUGCUUACUAUGUGCAGAGCACUGUACUAAGCGCUUGGGAAGUACAAAUUGGCAAACUUGCUUAAUACAUACUUGCUUAAUACAUGGCUGUGCACACAGUAAGCUCUCAAAUACCACUGAUUAGAAGGGAAAUAGCAGGGGUGGGGUUCACAAAGAGGAGACUGUAAACUCCUUGUGGGCAGGGUUGCUGUUUUAAAUCCUUCUAAUCAGUGGUAAUUAUUGAGAAAAAAUAGCAAUAGGGUGUCGACUAAGAUUGCUAGAAAGACAAUCCCUGCUGUUUGAGGUGAGGGUGCUCCACAACCUCAACUGAAUUUCUCAACCACAUUUUUUUCCCCCACAACCAAUUCCCCAGAGGUCACUUGUCAUUGUCCAAGUGUCUCAGCAGAUAGGAAGGAUUUUUCCAUUGUUUACCCAGGGAUAAAUUCCUCAUCCUAUAAAGUGGGGAUUAAAUACCAUUUUCCCCUUCCCCUUCGAUUGUGAGCUCCAUGUGGCAUAGUGACGG
Molecule: messenger RNA, 2268 nt
Organism: Tachyglossus aculeatus (Australian echidna)
Lineage: Eukaryota; Metazoa; Chordata; Mammalia; Monotremata; Tachyglossidae
Exons: 8
Coding region: 185-907 (240 amino acids)
Biological process (GO): positive regulation of cytokine production; positive regulation of inflammatory response
Molecular function (GO): cytokine activity
Source: RefSeq, a predicted model, not a curated record